Messenger RNA from Camelina sativa (false flax), 1950 nucleotides. RefSeq names its product putative histone-arginine methyltransferase 1.4. Gene Ontology annotation, biological process: peptidyl-arginine methylation, to asymmetrical-dimethyl arginine; chromatin remodeling. The record is from RefSeq and is a predicted model, not a curated record. Gene Ontology annotation, molecular function: histone H3R2 methyltransferase activity. NCBI's taxonomy places the organism in Eukaryota, Viridiplantae, Streptophyta, Magnoliopsida, Brassicales, Brassicaceae.
CCCUCACACUUCCUUUGGCCNUUUUUUUUUUUUUUUUGCUCUCUUCCACUUCUCGUCGGAGCUCGCGAAGAAGCUCUCCUCAGAAAUCAAAAACCCUAAAAGUUCCCUUUCGAUUCAUCCAGACAUACAAAUACUGUAUCUAUUAUAUACAUUCGUUGUAUUCACAACAAAACAAUGGAGGUCCCUUCUCUGAAUUAUAAGCAGCAGGAGUUCACUUUGGCUUCCGUCACUGAUCUCACUUCCCCUGACUCAUCAUCUCUUUCGUCCUCUUCUGUUGUAGCUACGUUUUCUUGUGUUAAUGAAGUCAAGGAACUCCGAUUUCAGGAAUCUGAAUCGUCCGACGGUUUCACUUUUCAUCUUAGUUCGACUCAGCUGUUCAAGUUGGGGCCGCUUCAGUUCAUCUGUGUUUCUGAUAGUUCGACUUCUUCUGCAAAAGAGAGACCAUUCUCUCGAGGAGUUGUAAUAAAAUUUAGAGACGACAAGGAAAGCAAGGAAUUUUGUGAUUCAUUUGAGAAAUGGACAAAGGAUGCUGUUAAGCAAGAAUCAACCUUACCGAAUGGAACAGUUUCGGCUAAUAAAAGCAAGUUUGACGAUAAGAUAGAGGCUGCUUCAGCCAAAAUGUAUUUCCAUUAUUAUGGACAACUUUUACAUCAGCAAAAUAUGCUACAGGAUUAUGUGAGGACAGGUACAUAUCAUGCCGCAGUCAUGGAGAACCGUUCGGAUUUUGCUGGUCGUGUUGUUGUAGAUGUGGGUGCCGGAAGUGGCAUUUUGUCAUUGUUUGCUGCACUGGCUGGUGCCAAGCAUGUGUAUGCUGUGGAAGCAUCAGAAAUGGCUGAAUAUGCCCGUAAGCUGAUUGCUGGAAACCCAUUGCUUGCUGAACGGAUCACAGUCAUCAAGGGAAAGAUUGAGGAUAUUGAGUUGCCUGAGAAGGCUGAUGUUUUGAUCUCUGAACCAAUGGGCACCCUAUUGGUCAAUGAGAGGAUGCUGGAGACAUAUGUUAUUGCUAGGGACCGAUUUCUGUCUCCAAAUGGAAAAAUGUUUCCAACAGUUGGAAGGAUCCAUAUGGCACCUUUCGCCGAUGAAUUCUUAUUUGUUGAAAUGGCAAAUAAGGCUUUGUUUUGGCAGCAACAGAACUAUUAUGGAGUUGAUUUGACACCUCUAUACGUGUCAGCCCACCAGGGUUAUUUUUCCCAGCCUGUUGUUGAUGCAUUUGAUCCAAGAUUAUUGGUGGCUCCCUCAAUGUCACAUGUGAUAGAUUUCACUAAGAUGACGGAAGAACAAUUUUACGAGAUUGAUAUCCCAUUAAAGUUCACAGCGUCAGUGUGUACUAGAGUGCAUGGACUUGCGUGCUGGUUUGACGUCCUCUUUGACGGAAGCACAGUACAAAGAUGGUUCACAACGGCUCCUGGAGCACCAACAACCCAUUGGUAUCAAAUAAGAUGUGUUCUCUCGCAGCCUAUUCAUGUCAUGGCAGGGCAAGAGAUCACUGGUAGACUUCAUUUGGUUGCCCACAGUGCUCAGAGUUACACUAUUAAUCUAACACUCUCAGCUAAAAUGUGGGGACCCCGUGCCAAUCAAGGUGGAAUACUCCAGACAUCAUCGUGUAAACUCGAUCUGAAGGAACCCUAUUAUAGAAUGUCUCAGCCACAAGUAUACCCUACACAGGAACCACCAGCUCAGCAGCAAGACGACUUUCAUAUACAGAGCGAUGACUUGGACGAAGUAGAGUUACUACAACAUAACGCAAACGCUCAGCUCUAGAAAUAGAACUAGAACAAAAUCCUUGUAGUUCCAUCCAUGUUUUUAUACUCUGUGUGUUUGGUUCCUACGUUAGCUCCGACCCAUAAUUUUCAGACAUUAAAUCUUGGGUAGUCCAUGUCUGGUUCGACUCUAUUUGAACUAUGUAGCUUCGAUCCUCUCUUAAGAAGCACUCGCAAAUGAUUCUGUUCU